GGAUAAGGUGAUUAAAUGUGCAGAGAUUACCAUGCAGAAUGCUAUCCUAUUGCAGCAAGAGAUUCAUCAGCUUUGCACAGAAAACCAACGCCAAAAAAGAAAGCGACAAGCAUCUAGAUAUUUUAUUCAAGCAGGGGGGAGCUUGACAGGUGCUGAAGGGCAGCAAAAAGCUCAAGAGCAUGAGCAACUGCAGGAAUCAUCUCGACGACCACGGAGACCACCAAGGUGCAGUAAUUGCAAUCAAGAAGGCCAUAAUCGGCUUAAAUGUCCUAAUAAAUAG
This is a messenger RNA of Rasamsonia emersonii CBS 393.64, 280 nucleotides long. RefSeq lists its product as uncharacterized. The record is from RefSeq and is a predicted model, not a curated record. Gene Ontology annotation, molecular function: zinc ion binding; nucleic acid binding. Lineage: Eukaryota; Fungi; Ascomycota; Eurotiomycetes; Eurotiales; Trichocomaceae. The transcript has a single exon. The annotation marks the transcript as partial.